CUUUACCUUCUCCGUGUAAAGAAGUUAAAGCGUUGACAAACCCUAAGAUCAAAAAACCUAGUUACAAUCAACCCUCUCUAGGAGCUGCUUGAGUCUCUUUUCUCUAGGCAAAUGUCGCGUGUGUACGUGGGGAAUUUGGACCCAAGAGUUACUGAGCGUGAUCUCGAGGAUGAGUUCCGUAUCUAUGGAGUUAUCAAGAGUGUUUGGGUUGCUCGCAGACCACCUGGAUACGCUUUUCUAGACUUUGAGGAUCCCAGAGAUGCCCGUGAUGCCAUCCGUGAGUUAGAUGGCAAGAAUGGUUGGAGGGUGGAACAGUCUCACAACCGAGGUGGUGGUGGUGGAGGGAGCCGUGGUGGUGGCGACCGCGGAGGAGAUCGUGGUGGCCGUGGUGGGUCUGAUUUGAAGUGCUAUGACUGUGGUGAGCCUGGUCACUUUGCACGUGAAUGCCGUAACCACGGUGGCACAGGAAGGCGUCGCAGCAGGAGCCGGAGUCCUAGAUACAGGAGGAGUCCAAGCUACGGACGCAGGAGUUACAGCCCUCGUGGAAGAUCUCCUCCUCCUCCAAGGCGCCGCAGCCCUUCACCUCCUCCUGCUCGUGGUCGCAGCUACAGUAGAUCACCGCCUCCGUACAGAAGGCGUGAUGAACUGCCUUAUGCUAAUGGGAAUGGACUGAAAGAUAGACGCCGAAGCCGGAGCUGAGAGGUUUAUGCUGAGAAACUGAGAUGAUGAUGAAGUACUACUUACUUUUGGAGAUUAAGGACUGGGAUUGGAUUACAUUUUGCGUAGGUAGUAGUGUUAUGUAUCUGCCCUUAGGUAAACUAACAUAAUGUUUAGUUUUGGAAUUUCUGAUAAUAAAGACCUAUGCUUUCUCUUUUUAUUGAAGUUAACGUGGAUCCCAAACAUAGACCACCUGGCCACGUUUUCAAGUUCUUAAGUGACAUAUGUAAGACGAAAAAAAUAUCGUAAACAAAAAAAGCUAAACGAGAACAUGGUUUUGGCAUGACCACCACAAAUAAUGAAAGCAAAAAGAGACAAGAGCAUGAUCCUAGUUCGGUCCCAUCCUUCACUUCCACAUCAUUCAGUUGACACUUCUCGUUCCACUUUUGUCUGCCGACACUUGUGUUUGCUCCACGUUUCUUCGCUCUCACCGACAGUAAGAUGAGAGGUUCUCCCAA
Raphanus sativus (radish) is the source of this 1175-nucleotide messenger RNA. Its product is annotated as serine/arginine-rich splicing factor RSZ22. The transcript is spliced from 6 exons. Gene Ontology annotation, molecular function: RNA binding; zinc ion binding. Gene Ontology annotation, cellular component: nuclear speck. The record is from RefSeq and is a predicted model, not a curated record. Gene Ontology annotation, biological process: mRNA splicing, via spliceosome. Lineage: Eukaryota; Viridiplantae; Streptophyta; Magnoliopsida; Brassicales; Brassicaceae. The coding region runs from base 112 to 699 and encodes 195 amino acids.